Messenger RNA from Phytomonas sp. EM1, 735 nucleotides. The record is from the annotation of a GenBank genome assembly. Lineage: Eukaryota; Euglenozoa; Kinetoplastea; Trypanosomatida; Trypanosomatidae.
AUGGGGUUCGCCGGCGAUUCCGCGUACGAUAUCCGCGUCGCGGACGCCCUUGGCAGUGGUGCACACGGAGGGGUCGAAGGCCGAGGCGGGGAUCGAGAACCUCCCUCGGUUCCUUCUUCUUUAGCGGCAGCGGCGGGCGAACUGCGCGAUGGGGUGCGGUCGGUUCUCGAGACGGCACUGAUCACGGAGCGACAGGAUAUGGUGCGGAUAUGGCAUCCGACGCUGCCGGUGCUGCGCUUCUGGCGGGAGGUCUUGACGAAAGCCGACGACCCGACGAUCCACGAGCUCCGCGAGUACUUUAUUCGAUACGUGUACAACGCGAUGGGAGAAAAGGAUGGAGAUGAAAACGAAAAUCCUCUACGCGUGCGCGUGGGGUGGGUGGAGGCGAAUGAAAUCGGCGUAAAAAAGGGGGAGGAUGAGGAUGAAAAGGGAGAUAAAGCGAUGGUAAAAAGGGGGAAUAUGGAGAUCCCUGGAAGUUACCUCCGCACGCUGAGGACGAACGCGCCGCCGCCGUGGGCACUUCCCUUUGAGCUCGCAAUUGCAGUGCACGCGGCGCGGCGCCCCGAAAAGGCGGUUCGUGCGCUUUCAGGAACGCUGCAGAACCUCCUCGGUGAGCAGGCGGAGCUGCUUAGCAAGUUGGAGCACGUUAUAACACGGGUGACAAACGCCGCACACAACGUGCAGGUGGAUCUGAAUACGCUGCACGAGGCGUGCAUGGGGCUUUAUUCCCAGUGA